AUGAAUUUUAAAGUCACUUGCAUCGUUCUUGCCGCCGUCACCAUCGUCAACGCUUUAGACUUUGGCAAAAGUCAGUGGAUCUGGACAAAUGAAGUCACUUCUCCUGGCGCAACGGUCCCCACUGGCAGUCGGGCUUUCCGCAAGACAUUCACCCCGCCUUUGGGAAAGACCCCCGUCACUGCCAACAUUCUCAUGGACGUUGACGAUGCGUUUACUCUGUUCGUGAAUGGCGCAGAGAUCGGUUUUGCUGAUAGAGUGCCCUACGCGGAACAGUUUUGCGUGGCCCUUCAGCCGUGCCUCAAUGUUUUUGCCGUAACCGCGGUGAAUACGGGGGGAUCUGCGGGCCUUUUGGCUGCCAUCGAGGUCACCUAUAGCGAUGGUUCAACGAGUACCCUCAUUUCGGACACCACCUGGCGCUACUCCCUCACUGUCACCUCCGGAUACGAGCAGCUUUCUUUCGAUGACAACGCGUGGACUCCGGCUCUGUCCCAAGCCACAUAUGGGGCUGCUCCCUGGGGCCAAAUCGAAACUCCCAAAUCGCCUCCAGUCCUGUCUCUUGUUCAUUCUUUCUGGGUCUGGACCAAUGAGGUCUCCGGUGGAGUCGCCCCCCUGGGCACACGAGCAUUCCGGCGCACUUACACUCCGCAAACUGGAGCCACUCCAACAUCGGUCAAGAUUGUCAUUGUCGGGGACGACUCUUAUACCCUCUGGAUCAACGGCGAUGUCGUGGGAAGCGGUACUUCGUUCGCCAACGCCCAGACCUACACUGUUGCGCUGCAGCCUGCGGCAAGUGUGGUGUUUGCAGUCCAGGUCACAAACGGUGGCGCGACGAAUAACCCGGCUGGGUUGCUCGCAUCGGUCCAGGUCACCAGCAUUGACUCCACGUGCGGCUGCAACUCGAGUGCCUUGUUUGGGACCGACGCGGACUGGAAGUACUCGACGACCGUCCCCGCUGGCUUUGAACAGCCUGCUUUCAAUGAUGCGGCGUGGCCUCAGGCCAUCGUUGAGGCUCCAUUUGGGUCUUCGCCUUGGGGCACCACUAUGUAUUCUGGUUAA
This is a messenger RNA of Mycena indigotica, 1056 nucleotides long. RefSeq lists its product as uncharacterized. The record is from RefSeq and is a predicted model, not a curated record. The transcript is spliced from 2 exons. The coding region runs from base 1 to 1056 and encodes 351 amino acids. NCBI's taxonomy places the organism in Eukaryota, Fungi, Basidiomycota, Agaricomycetes, Agaricales, Mycenaceae.